Messenger RNA from Cryptomeria japonica (Japanese cedar), 1926 nucleotides. Its product is annotated as probable disease resistance protein At4g33300. Gene Ontology annotation, molecular function: ADP binding. The record is from RefSeq and is a predicted model, not a curated record. Bases 1 to 1926 code for a protein of 641 amino acids. The transcript has 9 exons. NCBI's taxonomy places the organism in Eukaryota, Viridiplantae, Streptophyta, Pinopsida, Cupressales, Cupressaceae. Gene Ontology annotation, biological process: defense response to fungus.
AUGGGAUUAAAGCCUCUUGACUUGGAUGCAGCAGUGGUAUCUAAUAUUCCUCUCGCAAUUACUGCACCGACAACUUCGAUGUCUGAGGGUGCCCCCUCCAUGUCUAGGCCUUAUCCUCAACAAAAGAAAUCCUUGAGGAUGCUAAAACGUGGGAAGAAAUGGUCAUUGAGCUAUGCAGAUAUGUUGAAAGCACUUGAUACGCCCAAGGAUCAAGAGAGGGUGAAGAAAAUGGAUAUCUUCAAUUUCAAGGUGGUGUGCUCUAGAACUGGAAAGGGAGAGGCAUACCAAUAUUCUUUUCAUAAUACUUUGCCUGUGAAAUCUAUGUUUGAUGUUGGGUUGGGGAAGUCCAUAGGGGAUUUGAAGGAGCUUUUGUUCCAGAGCGACACCUCCAUUGUUGGUGUGCAUUGUAUGGGCGGUGGUGGAAAAACGAGUUUGGCAUUGACUUUAUGUGAUGAUCCCAAUAUCAAAGGUUGUUUCAGAAAUAUAGUUUUCAUCACUGUUUCACAAUCCCCAAAUCUGAAGGGAAUUUUAGAGACAAUAUGGGAGAAGAUCUUUAGGAGGAAUGUACCUGAGUUUCAGAAUGUGGAAGAUGCACAUAUACAGCUUCAACAACAGCUUUUAAAGCAAUCCAAGCCAACGCUGGUGGUGUUAGAUGAUGUUUGGUCCAGAGCUAAUUUGGAGAAAUUACUAUUUGAGGCUCGUGGGUACAAAACCCUUGUCACAACCAGAGACGGUUCUAUCAUCCCCAGAAACCCCUAUAAUCGGCUAUAUCAAUUGCCAUUGUUGAACAAAGAGGAUGCUCUCUCACUUUUCUGCUUGUCAUUAUUUGGACAGACAUCAAUUCCAAGUACGACAGAUGCAAAUCUAGUCAUAGAGGUGCAAGAAGAAUGCAAGGGUUUACCUCUUGCUCUUAAAGUAGUAGGAAGUUCUUUGUACGGGGAACCGCAUGUGGCCUGGGAGAAUGCAAAGAAAAUACUUUCCCUGGGAGAAUCACUAUCCUCAUAUCACAGCGAAGGGGUUUUUAGAUGCUUGGAAACCAGUAUUGAUUGCUUGGAUGAUGUUGGGAGGGAAUGUUUCUUAGAUUUGGGGUUAUUUCCAAAGGAAAAGAAAAUUUGUGCUGAUGCACUGCUGGACAUUUGGGUUUAUGUUCCGAAGAUGGAGUGGGAGGAUGCCUAUAUUAUGUUACUGGGACUUGCAAGAAGAAAUCUUCUGAAUCUAUCAAACAAUCAAGGGAAGGAGCAUGGCCUAUCAGAAGAAUGGGAUUUGCUUAGAGAGAGACAGGUCAAUGCUCAAAUUGUGUCUAUUCACACAGGUUCUAUGGCUGAGAAUGACUGGUAUGAGAUGAAUCUUCCAGAAACAGAGGCUCUGGUGUUACACUUUUCUGCAAGCGAAUAUUUUCUUCCUCCAUUUCUGAAAACUAUGAAAAAACUCAAAGUUUUGAUUGUAUGUAAUUUGGGUUCAGAGAGGGCCACAAUAAAAGGUCUAGAUGCCUUAUCUUCACUCACUCAACUCAGAAGUGUUUGCUUGGAGAGGUUGGUUGCACCCACUAUUCCCAAACAGGGCAAAGUUAUCCAAAACUUAGACAAACUUUCUCUAAGCUUAUGCGAAGGAUUUGUUAAAAUGUCUACAUUCAAUGACACCAAGCUGCAAGAGUUUAACUUGGACCACUGCAGCGACUUGGAGGAAUUGCCCCUUGCAAUGUGUCACAUGCCCUCUUCUCAGAGCUGGUCUUUUACCAACUGCCAUCUGGUUGAAAAGUUGCCAUAUAAUAUCGGAAAUAUGAGUUUUCUAAGGAUGUUAAGAUUAUUAGCAUUACCAGGCCUGAAAGAGCUUCCGGCAUCAAUUGGAAAACUUGAGCAGCUGGAAUUUCUAGAUAAAGCAAGUUUAGGUGAAACUUUUUGCAAUCCAGAAGGCAAUCCUCUAUAG